UAAGGACUGGAGGAAGAAGAAGAAGAAAACAGGGGAGUUGAUGAGUUGCGGUGGAACUCACGCGUUUCAGCGAUUUUCACGCGAGAAAGUUCUCAUCUUUUUGAGUUCUCCUCUAUAAGAAAAGGGCUCUGCGACCGUUUUCCUCCUCUUUCUCCACCACUCCUUCGUUCUUCUCGUUUCUCACAGAGAGAAACAAGACGACAUGAAAGGAACAGAGCAGGAGAAAAUGGUGAUAGUGGUGAGAGAAUACGAAGACGAGAAAGACAGGGAAGGCGCCGAUGCAGUCGACCGGAUAUGCGAGGUCGGUCCCAGCAGCGGAGCCGCCCUUUUCACCGAUCAUCUCGGAGAUCCAGUCUGCCGCGUUCGCCAUACCCCUGCGUUCAUCAUGCUGGUUGCAGAGAUGGUUUCUCCCGAGAGACAAAUCGUCGGCCUUAUCAGAGGCUGCGUUAAAUCCGUCGUUUGCGGAGAAAAAGCAGCACGCCGCGGCGGUGGCUCUCUUCCUAUCCACACUAAAGCAGCCUACAUCCUCGGACUGCGCGUCUCCCCCUCACACCGACGACUUGGGAUUGGUCUCAAGCUUGUUCAACGCAUGGAAGAAUGGUUCAUCUCAAAAGGCGCCGAGUACUCUUACAUGGCAACCGACAAAGACAACAAACCCUCUUUCCAUCUCUUCACCGACCGCCUCCAUUACUCCAAAUUCCGAACUCCGACCAUCCUCGUCCACCCUGUUUUCGCCGGCCACCGCCUCCCCCUCCCCCGCACUGCCACCCUCAUUCCGCUCUCCCCUUCCGAUGCCGAACUACUCUACCGCCGCCGCUUCUCCACCGUUGAAUUCUUCCCCCGCGAUAUCGACGACAUUCUCCGCAACUCCCUCUCUCUCGGCACCUUCCUCGCUCUCCCCUCCACCACCAUCUUCUCCGGCAUCGAAAGCUUCCUCUCCGCCCCCCCGGAAUCAUGGGCCGUGCUCAGCGUUUGGGACUGCAAAUCACUCUUCCGCCUCGAAAUUCGCGGCGCACCUCUAAUUCUCCGCAGUUUAGCCUGGACUUCUCGCGCGGUUGAUCGAGCUCUUCCAUGGUUAAAAAUCCCAUCUUUUCCGAAUUUAUUUCGUUCUUUCGGAGGAUACUUUCUGUACGGGCUCGGCGGCGAGGGUCCAGCGGCGAAGGAGUUUCUGCGAGCGCUCUGUCUUCAUGCUCACAACAUGGCGCGCGCCGACGGGUGUGAUGUGGUGGCGACGGAGGUCGCUGCAUGCGAGCCUUUAAUGGAUGGAAUCCCUCACUGGAAGAGGUUAUCGUGCGCGGAGGAUCUGUGGUGCAUAAAGCGUUUGGCGGAUGAUUACAGUGACGGCGCGGUCGGCGAUUGGACGCGUUCGCCGCCGGGGAAAUCGAUGUUCUUUGACCCUCGUGAAGUUUGACUCUGUUUUCUGUUUGUACUAAGAAAAGAAGUAUGACGUGGCGUUUUGUGGGGUACGAAAGUGGGGUCGGGUUUUAUGGUGCGCCGUUUUUGAAAGUGGGGGGAAGUAUAACGGUUAUGUAGAUAGAGAUGUUGGGUGGGGAGAUGAUGAGAAUCCCGUGGCGGGUGUGGUGGGAGGUGCAAGAGAGGGGCUUUUUUGACUUUUCGCUAAAGCUCUUAAUAUAUAUAUAU
This is a messenger RNA of Phalaenopsis equestris, 1641 nucleotides long. Its product is annotated as probable N-acetyltransferase HLS1. The record is from RefSeq and is a predicted model, not a curated record. Lineage: Eukaryota; Viridiplantae; Streptophyta; Magnoliopsida; Asparagales; Orchidaceae. Gene Ontology annotation, molecular function: acyltransferase activity, transferring groups other than amino-acyl groups. The transcript is spliced from 3 exons. Bases 203 to 1411 code for a protein of 402 amino acids.